AAAAUACAUUUUUUGUCCCUGAGGUUUGAGGACAUAUAAUGGAUUUGAGACUAAUUCUAAACCGUGAUGACUGGUUUCCGCCCACGUUGACCAACCUUGCCCAUGCAGAUAAAACCACUUCUAGGCUGAAGGGUAGGUUAACCCCAACCCAGAUAGACAUGUUUAGGCAAACGUGUUUCGGUCCCAUUUUGGACAUGGACGUAGUUUUUAACGGACCAUUAAUACAUCAUCUAUUGUUGAGAGAGGUUGAAGAGCCUAGGCAGGACAUCAUUAGUUUCGACCUGUUUGGGAAAAGGGUCUCCUUUGGUAAGCGGGAGUUUGACCUAAUCACCGGCCUCAGUUAUAGGAUGAUUAGGGUAGAUAACGAUAUUCCUGGCCGACGACUUCGAGCACGUUACUUUAAGGAUAGUGUCAGGGUUAAGUGUAGUGAGUUAGAGAAGAUUUUUAUGGAAACAGUUUUUUACGACGAUGAGGAUGCUGUCAAGGUUGGCAUAGUUUACUUCGUCGAGCUUGCCAUGAUGGGGAAGGAGAGGAAGCAGUUUAUAGAUGCGACCCUUUUAGGGGUUGUGGAUAGGUGGGAGCUAUUCUGCAAUCACGACUGGAGUUCGUUGAUUUUCGAAAGAACACUUUGGAGCCUGAAGAACGCCGUGAAUGAUAAACUGCCGGCGUACCAAUAGAAGGCGAGAAAUGACCCCACACACCAAGAGACUUAUAGUCUCUACGGGUUUCCGUACGCAUUUCAGGUAUGGGCUUACGAGACGAUAUCGACGUUGAGUCUGCGCGUAGCCAUGAGGCUGAGUGACGACGCCAUUCCUCGACUCUUUAGGUGGUCGUGCACUUAUUCUCGUGGGUUUCUUACUAUGCAGAGAGACGUGUUCGAUAACACGAUGUCCAAGGUUAAGGAAUACUUGGUUUCGACGAAUGCUGAGGUAGAACACAUGGUCCGUAUCAUGCGUCCACCGGAAGCCCGCGCUAUACCUGUCCUGUCGGCUGUACCUGAUCCGCCUGCAGUACCUGACCCGCCUGCAGUACCUGACCCGGCUGUUGUACCUGCCCCCGCUGCAGUACCUAACUCGGCUGCAGUAGCUGACCUGCCUGCAGAUCUGGAAAGGGGUACUCAGGAAAGAAGGGUGAAGGACAAAGGAAAGAAUAUCAUAGAGGAUCCGGUAGAAGAGGCCGAGACAUUGGACGAUGAUGCAUUACAGAGUCCUGCAUUAGACGAUGCUGGACCCAGUUGAAAUGAUAGCGAAGCGUUACAGAAGAGGUCGAAACGGAAAAAAUUCAAAAAUAAGAUCAGUAGACGGUUGAAGAGGCUCGAUGACCGAGUUGGUGCUAUCGAGGCCACACUGACUGGCUUCGAGGCCACACUGACUGGCUUCGGGGUCGCCCUGAAAGGUAUCCAGAGAUACCUGAAGAAACUGUCGAAGGUACGCAUUUUAUAUGUAUAUAACAUUAGGUAUGCUUAGUUAUUAAU
Messenger RNA from Momordica charantia (bitter melon), 1474 nucleotides. The record is from RefSeq and is a predicted model, not a curated record. NCBI's taxonomy places the organism in Eukaryota, Viridiplantae, Streptophyta, Magnoliopsida, Cucurbitales, Cucurbitaceae.